Coccinella septempunctata (seven-spotted ladybird) is the source of this 2846-nucleotide messenger RNA. Its product is annotated as enolase-phosphatase E1-like. Gene Ontology annotation, molecular function: acireductone synthase activity; magnesium ion binding. The transcript has 6 exons. The record is from RefSeq and is a predicted model, not a curated record. Bases 155 to 2116 code for a protein of 653 amino acids. NCBI's taxonomy places the organism in Eukaryota, Metazoa, Arthropoda, Insecta, Coleoptera, Coccinellidae.
UUGAUUUCGCCGAUCAGCCACCAACGCCACAACCACCAUUUUCUUCCGGUGUAUCAGUUGUUUCUCUGCUUUAACAUUAAGAAUAAAACUUGUUCAUAAUACCUAUUCGAACAGAAAAUAUAUUCAUCUAGUCACUUUUCUUUCACCUAUAAAUAUGAGUGAAACUAAGAAAUGCAUUAGCACACUGGAUAUGGAAAAAAUCUCCGCUAUUUUAUUAGACGUUGCCGGUACAACAACGGCCAUCUCCUUCGUUAAGGAAACACUAUACCCCUACAUCAUAAAAAAUGCUGAGGAAUUCUUGAAGAAUAGUUGGGAAACUGAGGAAGUCAAAAAGAGUAUUGAACAAUUCGAGGAGAAAGAUCUAGAUGUCACUAAAGCAGCUGAAGUUGUUAAGAAUUUAACUGAAAAAGAUGAUUCGAACAAGGGUCUGAAAACAAUUCAGGGACUCCUAUUGAAGAAGGGAUAUGACAGUGGAGAAUUGAAAGGACAUAUUUUUGAUGAUGUGCCUAAAUUCUUUGAUUCCUGGUCUGCAACCAAGAAGUUUGCACUAUUCUCAUCUGGAAGUGUUGAAUCACAACAACUUUUAUUCAAGAACACUUCAGAAGGGGAUCUCACUUCACAUAUCAAAAAGUUCUUCGACCUUGCACUGGGUUCCAAAACUGAUUCUGAAACUUAUAAAAAGAUAGCAAAGGAGUUGGAAGUUGCUCCUGUAGAUAUUUUGUUUUUAACUGAUGAUGUUAAAGAGGCAGAGGCUGCUAAGUCAGCUGAUGUGAAUGUUGUCCUUGUUGAACGUGAGGGCAAUGCUCCAAUCUCGGAAGAGUCACGAACUAACUUUACUGUUGUGAGUUCGUUUGCUGAAGUUUCCGCUGAAAAAAUGAAGAGGAAAAUCGUUGAAGUUGAAGCUUCAGUUGAGGAGCCUCCAUCUAAAAUGGCCAAAAUUGAGGUGGACGAAACCAGUGUUGAAAGUGCUAAGAAAGAUGAGGAGAAGGUUGAAGAAAAAAAAGAGACAGAAGUGGAGGCCAUGGAGGUUGAUCAAGAGUCAGAAAAAGUCGAACAAGAAGUCGUUUCUGAAGAAGUGAAGUCUGAAACUACAAAAACUGCAGGAGAAGAAAAGAAAGCAACAGAAACAAUUGAACCAGCACAAAAAGAAACUAAAGCUGAAGAAAAAUCUGAAGCCAUGGAAGUUGAUUCUACUGAAACUGUUCCAAAACCAAAUGACACUGAAGCUGACAAAACGAAGGAACAGAAGAAAAGCACAGAAGAAUCGACAAACAAGACAGAAAUCGAAAUAGGCACACAAACAAAGAGUGCGGUAACUAAUGAGUGCGAAACUCAAACUACAAUAUCCUUAGCCGCGGUUGAGGAAUUACCAAUUAAAAAAGUUGAAGAUAUACUGAAGUCAACUGAACAAGGCGCUACAGAAGAGAAAGAGGACAAGAAAGACGAGAAAAAGUCAGAAGAAGAGGAAAAAAGUGCGAAAGAAGAUUUGAAACAAGAUGAAACAGUGAAGAUUGAGGAAACAGACAAAACUGAAGAAGCUAAAGAGGAUGGCAAGGUAGUAAAAGAUGAUAAGGAAGAAGCUAAGGAAAGUAACAAAUCAGUAGAAAAAGAAGAUGUCAAAGAUGAAAAAAUCGAAGAUGAUAAGAAUGAUGUUAAAGAAGAUAACAAAGAAGUGAAAGAACAUAGCAAGGAAGCAAAAGAAGACAUCAAAGACAAUACAGAAGUGAAAGAAGACAGUCCAGCAGUAAAAGAAGACUGCAAAGAAGUUAAAGAAUCCAAAAGCGAAAAUGGCGAAGUUAAGCAAAAUGGUGAUUCAGUUGAAGUAGAAAAAAGUAAAGAAAAAGAAACUACUGAUGAAGAGAAGAAAGAAAGUGUUGACACUAAUGGUACUCAAGAAAACGCCGUUUCUGAAACUCAGGCAAAUGGUGUUGAAAAUGAUAAAACUGAGACAGGAAAAGAAAAUGAAAGUAAGCUUGCAAAUGGCAAAGAAAGUGAGGUUCCUAAUGGAGAAACUAGCGAGCCAACAAAUGGUGUAAUAGAGCAGAAUGAAGAAGAAAUAAAAGUAAAAAAAAUUGGGGACAGUGUGGAGAGUGCACCAGUUAGUGUUGAAGCUUAAAUAUCAACUGAUAUCAAUGAAACAUGUGUUUUAGAGUUUUCCAAUUAUUAUUUAUUUCUAUCUGUUUAAAUCGCUUAUGGUAGUUUCGUUAAUACUUGUUUUUUUACACUCGUUUAUUUUUCAAGUUCUUAAAAAAAAAUCAGUUGUCCUUGUGUUUCUUCGAUCAAUUGUUAUUUCAAUUAUGCCUGAUUGCUCUAAGUGCCAAAUUUUGUUCGAUUUAUAAAUUCAAGACUGUAAUUUGUGGAGACUGUAUUUUGUGAAUUAUCUUAAGUGUAUGACCACUUUAGCAGUAUUAAAAAUCAAUUUUUUGGAAUUUGGGGGGAUUACAAGUUCAACCUAUGUUCCAUUUUAAUAGAGAGAAAUUCACACUUGAUGUUUAUUUCGCUGACUGAUGUGAAAAUAAGGCUGUUCAUUUUUUAUAUUCCUACUUUUUAAAACCAGAAUUUGUAUUCCUCCCUAUUGUGAGACUAAGCAUUUUUAAUUGUUAACUCUUGUAUGUGAUAAAUUUGAUCAGUCCACAAAUACUAUUCAUCUGAAUCGUGAGAAGUGUUCCUGUAAAUAUAUCUGAAAUGAAAGCAUUCCUUAUUUCUUCGUGAAUCUCGAUGUUCAAGGAGGAGUUCCUUCUGUUCAACAGUUAUAAUACUCAUUAGAAUUUAUGCUCUCUUUGUUUCAUAUGAACGUUUUGUAUACGUCUAUUAUUUAUAAUACAUUUUGUAGCACUACAUGUAAA